Messenger RNA from Biomphalaria glabrata, 3259 nucleotides. Its product is annotated as mitochondrial-processing peptidase subunit alpha-like. The record is from RefSeq and is a predicted model, not a curated record. The transcript is spliced from 12 exons. NCBI's taxonomy places the organism in Eukaryota, Metazoa, Mollusca, Gastropoda, Planorbidae. Gene Ontology annotation, cellular component: mitochondrion. Bases 29 to 1627 code for a protein of 532 amino acids. Gene Ontology annotation, molecular function: metal ion binding.
AACCUUUCAUCAGAUAGAUUUCCUGUUUAUGUUCAAGAUGGCGGCGCGCUUACUGAGUCGUGUUGUACGACUAAAAGGUCAAAGGAAUUGCAAAUAUCCCAAUCGCAGUUUGUGUAGUGUCAAAGCUGAAGAUAAUGACAUCACAAAGAUUUCCCUUACUGAUAAAUUGCCCGGCUUACCAACACCACAGUAUGCAAAAGCUACUUGCCAGUCUUAUGAUACUCAUAUUACAACUCUAGACAAUGGGCUGAGAAUUGCUUCAGAGAAUAAAUUUGGACAAUUUUGUACUGUAGGAAUUUUGUUGGAAUCAGGCUCCAGGUUUGAAGCCUUGUAUCCUAGUGGCAUUGUACAUUUUUUGGAAAAAAUGUCAUUUGGGCCAACACCAUUGUGGAGCAGCAAAGAUAAAAUUUUACAAGAACUUGAGAAAGUUGGUGGUAUUUGUGAUUGCCAAGGAUCGAGAGAUACUUUAGUAUAUGCAGCUUCUGCAAGAACAUAUGGGCUUGAAUCAGUUAUGAACAUUUUGUCAGAUGUUGUUUUGAGGCCAGUUUACCCAGAUGAACAGAUAGAAGAUGCUCGACAAGCUAUUAGGUUUGAAAUUGAAGCCAUGCACAUGGAUCCUAAUCCAGAACAGUUAUUAGUAGAGAUGAUUCAUGCAGCAGCAUACAGGUCUAAUACAUUGGGAUUACCAAGGGUGUGUCCAGAGGAGAAUACAGAUAUAAUUACAAGGCAAACAUUAUACUCUUACAUGAAAGGCAGGCACCACCCUAAAAAUGCUGUCAUUGCUGGUGUCGGAGUUGACCAUGAAAAACUUGUCAGUCUGGCUCAAAAGUAUUUUGUUGAACAGAAAACUCCUGUGUGGUUGCCUGAUGGGGAAGUGUGGGGAAAGCAGGAGAUAGAAACGAAAUGUAUCUCACAAUACACAGGUGGGAUUUUACAGGUUGAAAAAGAUUUAUCCAAUGUUAGUCUGGGACCUACGCCAAUGCCAGAACUUGCUCAUGUGGUGUUUGGUUUGGAGAGCUGUAGCCACAAGGACCCAGACUUCAUUGCUUUCUGUGUUCUCAACAUGAUGCUUGGUGGAGGUGGCUCUUUCUCUGCUGGUGGACCAGGAAAAGGAAUGUACACACGACUUUACCUCAAUGUCUUGAAUAGGCAUGUUUGGAUUGAGAAUGCUACAGCUUACAAUCAUGCUUAUGAAGAUAGUGGAUUGUUUUGUAUACAUGCCAGUGCUCAUCCUUCGAAACUGAGAGAAUUGGUGGAAGUCAUUAUCAGAGAAAUUGUUUUCACAACAAGCAUGGUUUAUCCGGAGGAAUUAAACCGUGCUAAACGCCAGUUGCAGUCUAUGUUGAUGAUGAAUCUAGAAGUCAGACCUGUUGUUUUUGAAGAUAUAGGGCGUCAGGUUUUAGCUGGUUCAGUGAGGCGGACACCACAGUACUAUUAUGAUCAAAUUGGAAAUAUAUCUGAGCGAGACAUUCAGCGCGUGGCCUCUAGAAUGAUCAAGAGCAAACUCUCUGUUGCAGCAUAUGGAAGUCUUUCUGGUUUACCUUCUUAUGAGGAUAUGGAGACAGCAGUUCUUAGCAAAGAUGGAAGGCUUCCCAGCAAACAAAGUUUUUCAUUUUUUAGACGAUAAUGUUGGCUGUAAUUUCUUAAAUGUAAAAAGUAGAACUGGAAGCUCUAUAUGUACAUAUAAUAAAAAAACUUGGGUGGGUGGGUCUGCUUCAUUUGGUCUCCAGUCGAAGUCAUCACUAUAUUUUUGAUAUGCAUGGAAAUAGUUACACUAAAAAAAUUGGCUGAUUUAAUAAGCUUUCAAAAGACAGUCUAAAGUAUUGUAAUUUUUGGCCUUUUUUAAAAAAAAAAACAACUUUUUACACUGUUUUACACAUAUGAAUAAUUUUAAUUAUGAUACAGGCUAUAUGGGUGUUUAUUUAUCAAUUAGAUAGUGUAUUAGUCUACUUUUUUUCAUGGUCACUGCACAAUUUCUGAAAUCUAAAUUUUUUUUUACUGAUAUAACAAAUAUCCAGAAUUACAAACUUACAAUGCGGUCUAUAAAAUCAUCAGAAAAUGAUUGUGAAUGUGAUAUCACUUAUGACCUUAUGAUAGUGGUAUUGAGAAUGUUUUAUGUGAGCAUGUAAUACUGACUGUGUGGAUGCUGUAUGCCAGUGUGAUAGAGACUUAGAUUGAUAUGGACAGGGGAGAUAGUAAAAUGUAUUGCAAAAAGUGUUUUUUUUUUUGUAUGAUUAUUUUAUCAUUUUAAUAAAGGGCUUGUACAUUAUGUUUUAAACUCACAUUUUAUUUUUAGACAAGCAGUCAACAUUUAUUUAGCUACUACCUGUAAUCCUUUGGGUUUGUGUUAGGUGUCAUUGUUAGUAAUUAAAUCAAAAUGUUUGUUCAUUAAAACAUGUAUUCCAUUGUGUUAAAGAUAUAGUUUCCAAACAUAGAUGUAUUUGAGGGUAUUGUGGAAAACAAAAUGAUUAAAUGACAAACUAGGAGUAAAAAAAGUUUGAGACAUGAUAAGUUUUAUGACUAGAUGCUUAAAGCUUCUUGGGCUAUAGACAGAUAUAGUUACAGUUUAACCAAACCUACAGUGGUAGAAAAUAUUUGUAUUUUUAAUAUUGAAGCCCUAGAAUCUCCAUCUGCUCUGUUUUUUAAUUAAAAGCUCUAGAGAUUUCCUCAUCUGCAAUAGGCUUUUACUAAUGUUUGUUUAAAUUUCUAGUAGUGAUAUAAAAUUUAUUAAAUUGAAGAAAAGUUUACAGUGGUCUUUGGUAAGUAAUUUUUUGAGAGUGCAUUUAAUGUUUCCUUUUUUUUUUAAGCUGAGCUUUGACACUGAGUCAGAAUACACCAUGUGUAAAAUAAACUUCCCCUUUCAGACAUGUGAUCUAUGGGGCAAAUGAUGUUAAGGUCAUCUGUUUCUUAGGCCAACAGUUAACGAGCAGGGUUUCAUGUGGCCAGUACAAUGACCAACCACCUUUACUUUCCCCAACUAAAGUCAAGUACCUUUUAGAGCUGGGUGGAUUCAGGGGUGCCCUAAAAAUCCAGAAUUUCAAACUCCUAGUCUUCACUGAGAUUACCCAAGGCCCCAGGUUGGGAAGCCAACGCUUAAACGCUCAGCCACCGCACCCCAUACACCAUGUGUACCUUGUAAUAUUGUGUUCACUGCCCUUUACCAAAUGUGAAAUCAGUAUGAGAGUGUAAGUUUUAUUCAUUUAUGUUCAGGUCAUUAAAAUGAUGAUGUGGAAAUAAAUUUGUUUUGAUUAUUAAAUAA